UUCUCUUCAGCCCAAACCCAAAUACUAAUGACGCGUAGUAAAUAAACAAGCGGGAAGGUCAAUUUCGUCAAAUAACCGCUUUACAAAUCCCGGUUUAGUCGAACUUAAUAUUAAACCCAGAGAAUUUGCCCUUGCGUAUCACGGUUCGUAAAGAAUACAUGUUUAAUAGGAGGAGGAUAAGUAUAAACCCUUAACCCCCUUUAUCAAUCGCUUACUCAACCAUGGAUUACGCAACCAAAGUAUCGAUUCACAUUGAUGACGAAGACGAUGAGGAGGAGGUUUGCAGGAUUUGCAGAAACCCAGGGGAUGCGGAUACUCCGCUUCGGUACCCGUGCGCUUGCAGCGGUAGCAUCAAGUUCGUUCACGAGGAUUGCCUCCUUCAGUGGCUUAGCUUCUCCAAAGCUCGUCACUGCGAGGUUUGCAAGCACAGUUUCUCAUUCUCGCCGCUUUACGCUGAAAACGCUCCCACGAGGCUCCCUUUUCACGAGUUCGCUGUUGGCGUUGCGAUGAAAGCUUGCAAUAGCCGUCUUCCGCGGUUGAGCUUCGUGCUUUGCGUCUGGCUUCUCACCGUUCCUUUCGUUACGUUUUGGAUGUGGAGAUUGUCUUUCCUGCGGCGUUUUGGUGAAAUGUCCACCACGGUUGUUCUCAGUGAUUGUUUGCUUGGGUUUAUACUAUCAGCGAGUAUCAUGUUCGUUAUCCGUGAAGCGGCGUCGUUUAGGGAUUACUUUAGGCAUUUGAGAGUUUCAUUGUAUGAGCUGGUUGGAUUGGAGGGUCCGUUGUUUCGUUUGGUUGAGAAUGCAUUUAGUGUCCUGGCAAGCAAUAUGUUAUUCAUUGGUGGUGUCAUCUUUGUUCCCUUCACACUUGGACGGGUUAUAUUGUACCAUUUUGCUGAUACUGGUCUAUCGUUGAGAAAUAUUUUAACUCUGAGUCUGAACAAUGUGCUGACUGCUGCUGUCUCGAUCUCGAAUUUGACUAACAAUGGUCAGCUCACAGAAAUGGUGAAAGUCAAUGGAAGUGAAUUGAGUGGAGCAAUCAAUAAUACACUAUUUGUUGCUGCUGGUCUCUCAUCAACGCUAUAUGAUGUUACAACUCUGACUGCUGGGUAUAUGUUUAUUGUCUUUCUGGUGUUAAUUUACCUUGGAAUCACUGCGCUGAUUCGAUAUUUCAAGGAUGAGCCAUUGACUGUUGAGGGAGUUUAUGGGAUCGCUUGGAUAGUAGAAACUGUGUCACCUCUCCUUGGGCAGUUCUUGGUAGUAAUGAGACUAGGAAUCAGACUUGCCUCUUUUUUGGUCGUCAUGUUUGGCGUCUUCCCCCUCAUGUGCGGGUGGUGGCUAGAUGUUUGCACGGUUACAAUGUUUGGUCAAACAAUGUCCUACAGACUACAGUUUUUAUCAGUUUCUCCACUUGCAAGCUCACUUGUUCAUUGGGUUGUUGGAGCCGUGUACGACUGGUAUUCACUAAUAUUGGAGAACCUUCUUCGACAGGUUCUUCGCCCUGAAGUUUUGUAUUUCCUUUAUGGUCCGGAAGAUGAUGAUGAUGAGGAGACAAUCCGUUAUUUGAUUCAUGAUCCAGUACACAAGAUUGCUCGGGAUGGUUUCUUAUCUGGUGCACAGUAUGGGAGUUGGAUUGUCUUGCUGGUGUUUUUACCAGUUAAACUUGCGAUAUGGAUGGCUCCUUCAGUCUUCCCUCUCGACAUAUCUGUAUCGGACCCUUUCACUGAGAUUCCUGCCGGCAUUCUCCUGCUUACAAUAUGCACACCAUUUAUCAUCGAGCAUUUUAGUAUCCAGACCACAGUUGUGUCCCUUCUACGGUGCUGGUUCACAUGCGUCGGUUGGGCCCUUGGUUUGACAGAUUUUCUCUUGCUAAAACCAGAGGACAACCGAAAUGAUGAACCAGGAAGGCAGAACAUAGAACAAGUGUUGCAUGUCGUUGAGCCUGACAUGGCCAUGGCUGCUCAUCCAGCCCCUGAUGACCCAAAAAGAAGUCUCCUCCAAGAGUACAACUUGCAGCUCCGGAUAACCCUUCUUCUACUUGUUGCAUCGGUUACUCUUCUUCUGGUCCAUUCUACAUUGAUUGUUGCACCAGUUUCUCUUGGUCGUACUCUGUUUAACGCCAUCCCAGUUCUCCCAAGAACGCAUGGAAUCAAAUGCAAUGAUUUGUAUGCUUUCUUCAUUGGCACGUAUGUCUUUUGGACUACCAUAUCUGGUGCCAUGUAUGCUGUCGAGCACGUCAAGUCAGAGAGGAGUUCAGUCUUGCUUAGCCAAAUAUGGAAAUGGUGUGGGAUUGUCAUCAAGAGCUCGGUGCUUUUAGGCAUAUGGGUAAGUGGUUUGUUAUACUGGUUGUUUUCUUAUCAGCUUUUUUUGAGACACUCCAAACUCAUUUGACUCUUGAUUCUUACUGAACUGGUUCUUAUCAUUCCGGUACUAAUCGGACUUCUGUUUGAGCUUUUGGUGAUUGUCCCAAUAAGAGUCCCAGUAGAUGAAAGCCCUGUCUUUAUCCUGUAUCAAGACUGGGCUCUUGGCCUCAUCAUUUUGAAGAUCUGGACUAGACUGAUGGUGGAUGAUAGCUGGAGAGCAAAGUUUGAGAGAGUAAAAGAAGAUGGCUUCUCAAGGCUUCAGGGGUUAUGGGUACUGAGAGAGAUUGUAUUCCCGGUCGUGAUGAAACUGCUAACGGCACUAUGCGUGCCUUAUGUCCUGGCGAGAGGAGUGUUCCCAAUGCUCGGAUGUACGCUAGUUGUGAACUCGGCGGUCUACAGAUUCGCUUGGAUAGGUUAUCUCUCGGCGAGCCUCUUGUGCUUCUGUGUAAAAAGAUGCCAAGUCUGGUUCAGAAACCUUCACAACUCUAUCCGUGAUGAUCGUUAUAUCAUUGGUCAGAGACUCCAUAACUCUGGGGAGGAAGCUGCUGCUUUGGCUAUAAAGAAAAACCAAAGCAGUGAAGUUGCAGGAGAUGGUGGACUUAGACGUGCAAUCUAACAAGAAGCUUAGAAAAGAAGAUUAUGUGAAGGAUAAGCCAAUAUAAAAAUGUGUUAGUGUCCCUAGCAGUUCCAGUGGAACACCAUUGUAUAUAUCUAAUUAAAUAUAGUUUUAGCAAGUCAAAUCUUAUUAUAUUGGUAUAUGACUAUAUGUUGUAAUCUAUGAAUGUGCCCGUAACAUUAUAUCGCUGAAGACGGGUUACUAGUGUUCACGGAAGAUGAAAUUGGUAUCGAUAAGGUCCACUGCUGGUUAUGGCCCUAUCUGCCCUUUUGACUGUCAAUGCUGCUUCUAUUGUUCUUUUUUCUUUCUUAAACCAAUUUUAAAGCUUUAUUGUACAUUGAAAAGUGGAUCAAUUCAGAUGAAUAAUCUUAGUUGACACAGGUUGUGAUGCUUGGAUGUCUUGUUUGGUUAAAGUCUUUAUCAUUGCUUGUGGUGUGUAACAUUCAUGAUUCUUGUUUUCCAGCACAUUACAAAGUUAAGUCUAAAUU
Brassica napus (rape) is the source of this 3460-nucleotide messenger RNA. Its product is annotated as probable E3 ubiquitin ligase SUD1. Gene Ontology annotation, molecular function: zinc ion binding. Bases 222 to 2384 code for a protein of 720 amino acids. Lineage: Eukaryota; Viridiplantae; Streptophyta; Magnoliopsida; Brassicales; Brassicaceae. The transcript is spliced from 7 exons. Gene Ontology annotation, cellular component: endoplasmic reticulum membrane. The record is from RefSeq and is a predicted model, not a curated record.